Messenger RNA from Suillus fuscotomentosus, 2799 nucleotides. RefSeq lists its product as uncharacterized. NCBI's taxonomy places the organism in Eukaryota, Fungi, Basidiomycota, Agaricomycetes, Boletales, Suillaceae. Bases 1 to 2799 code for a protein of 932 amino acids. The record is from RefSeq and is a predicted model, not a curated record. The transcript is spliced from 6 exons.
AUGUCAUCACUCCAACUUCUAGAAUGUCCUUCGUGCGGCAAGGGCGGUUUCAAGGACCAUGUUGCUGUCGCUCAACAUAUGAGCCAACCUCGCUCUGGCUGCAAUACUUGGCUGCAGAAUCUGAUAUGCUUGGAUGAACUGAAUAAUCCCGUGAAUAUGGACGAGUCAGACGACAGAGUAAAUAAUUCUGACAUGGAGUCCGGUGGUUUUGAAAAUUGGGAUGAGGUGUUCCAAGGGAGUAGAAUGGAGGACCAGGUUCAUGACGAGCGAACACCAACUCGCAAUUCGGAAGUUAUGGACUCAUAUCCUGACUGUGCACAAUCAUACGGCAGGGGCUACACGUUCCUGGACUUAUUCAAUACGGACGAGAACAGCAAACACCAUGUUACGAAUCCAUAUUAUCCUUUCAGUGGCCAGAGAGACUGGGAGGUUGGGUCAUGGUUGCUUCGCUCAGGGUUAAGCAUGGGGAAGAUAGAUAGUUUCCUUUCGCUCGAGAUGAUAAAGACCCUUCUGUUGUCGUUCAGUUUGGCCAAGGAACUACGCGGAAGAGCGGAAAUGUUACCCAGUGGUCUAUGCUGGAUGUCUCAAACAAUACCUACAAUGCAUCCCAUGAAAUCGCCUGUUGUCUUGUAUUGGCGUGAUCCCUUAGAUUGUGUUUCAAGUCUUCUCAACCACCCUGCCUUUCAUGAUGAGCUAGACUUUACACCUCGCAGGGUGUAUACCACUGCGCAGCGGCUGUGCCAUGUAUAUUUGGAAUGGAUGACCAGCGAUGACGUGUGGAAUAUGCAGUCAGCCCUACCAAGAGGUGCAACACUGCUUGGGACCAUUUUAUCUUUUGACAAGAUGAAUAUAUCGACCAUGACGGACGACAGAGUUGCACACCCCCUUCUAGUUAGUCUUGCUAACAUAUGCAUGUCCACGCGACUCAAGUCAUCUUCGAAUGCCUUUGUACUCACCGCUCUACUUCCUGUCCCAAAAUUCAUCCAUAAGAACAAAUGCAUGCUAGGCGUACUUGAAGAUCGCCUCAUUCAUGAAUGCUUGGAUAUCGUUCUACGUCCACUCAAGUUGGCAGCUCAUGAAGGGAUCAUGCUUUCAGACCCUGUUGGGCACAGUUGCCAUUGCUUUACACUGCUCGCAAGCUAUAUUGUUGACACCCCGGAGGCCAUGAUGCUGGCCGCUGUUGGCAGGAAAACCUCCCCAGUCACUACAGCCAUGUACAAACAGUUUGGAGAACCCCUUUCGUCAUCAGCCUCGCACAGGAGCAACUACACUCUCCCAGCUGGACAUUGCAUGGAUGAUCCAUCGCAUUUUCUAACUCCCAAAUUUCUUCACCUCAUUCAUCGCGAGUUCUACGACCACAAUGUGAAGUGGCUCAUUUGUGCAGUCGGGCAUACAGAGAUUGAUUUUCAGUUUUCUGUCUUGCAGGCGAUCACCGGGUUCCGUCAUUUUCAUGGCGGAAUUUCAAAGCUUAAACAGGUUACAGGACGCACUCAACACGACAUCCAGCACUCGAUCAUUGCAGUCAGCGCAGACGCAGUUUCUAACACUGUGAUGACUGCCAUACGAGCUCUGAUGGACUUUUGGUACCUCGUACAAUCACCCGUAAUUGACGACACCCUACUCACUCAGAUUUCCAUGGCCCUUGAAGAAUUUCACUGCAACAAAGAUGCAAUUAUCGAGGGUGGAUUUCAUUGUGGUCAGCAUGGCGGAGUCAUUGAGAACUGGUACAUACCGAAGCUAGAGCUCAUGCAGUCGAUAGUUCCAAGCAUAAGGAAUACUGGAGUUCCUCUGCAAUGGACUGCUGACACCACGGAGCAUGCGCACAUAACGGAAAUCAAAGAUCCUGCUCGCUCAAGCAAUAACAACAACUAUGAUCCCCAAAUAUGUCUCCAUCUUGACCAUGCUGAUAAAUGCCGCCACUUUGACCUUGCUAUGAGUCUGCUCAACAAUAUGCCAGACUCAAAGCAGCACAGUUCAGAUGUAGAUGUCGAUGAAAAUGUUGAUUUCGAUGCAGACAACAAUCACGAUAUCCCAAUAGACCUUCUGGCAAUGAUCAAAUACCCUGGACAUUCACGUCCAAUCACGAAUUACUUUGGAAUCGCCAAGUUCCUCCAGUACAGGGAAAUCAGGACGGUCCCUAUGCCAUUGCCCAUUGCCAAUUUUCUUCGUUGUGAGGAUACUCAUGGGAGAGAUCAUGUCCAUACUAUUGGGGGGGCUAGAAGAGCUGGACCUGCUGCUUCACUUCCCUUUGACACACUACAGGUCUGGUUUAAACUUCGGCUGCAGGACACCGAAUUCCACAACAUUAACAUCAUACGGCCUGUGCAAACCCUCAACUGUGCACCCCCUUCUGAUCCCUGGACCUCUGGCCAGUAUGAUACAGUUAUCAUUAACAAUGAUGCGGGAUGCUUAUGGCCCACAAGUGGUCUUUGUGGUCAUACUAUCGGUCAAAUCAGGCUUAUCAUGUGUCCUAUUGGAAAGAGUGGCACGAAUUGGUCAUGGAAGGACCGUUUUCUGGUAUACGUGCAUCACUUUGACAUUGUUCCUCAAAGCUCCGGCACCCAUGAUCGUGAGCCAAGUACACAGCUCCACUUGCUCAAACGAGCAAAAUGCUCAAAUGGUACUUGGGUGGGUGACAUCAUACCUGUGACGCAGCUUAGAUCACCUGUGAACCUUGUCCCUCACUUCGGUGCAAGUGCAGACAACUGUCUCACCCCGUAUAACAGCAUGGAGCAUGCUUCACAAUUUUGGCUCAACAAGUAUUGGGACAAGAACACGUAUCUUCCUCUUUCUAUGUAG